AUGGAUGUGGUGUUUAUGGAAGUACUAAUACGUUCUGCGAGCCGUUACGUGUUCCGCUCAGGAAUGUGGGCGGACAAACAACGGGACGAUUGUAGAUCUGUAGGUGCGCCUGACUCUGUUUAUGUGACGUGUGACGCGUUCGGCGACGUGCGCGACGGCUGGCGGGCGCGAGUGCCACGCUGCGUACACGUCCCCGAGCCGCCGCCGCCACGCUCGCCGGUCGCUCGAUCCUCACACACUAACCACUCGCACAAAGGUGUUGAAUGGGCGUACGCGCGAGCCACCAGCAACAAAAACAUAAUAGUCGUGAGGGAGCCAAACACUCAACACGUUCGCACUGCAAACAUCACCGACUUGGGUAAUUUCGCUCAACGGGAAAGUCACAAGAGGGUCCACUCUUCGCACACUUCCAUUUCGAAAAUAAAUGAGUUAAUCAAAAUAGAACGAGGUCUAUGCGAAGAAAAUAAAGGUCCAUACCAAAUAGAAUGGGAAAAGUUUGAAGAAUGUAAAGGUCCCAAACAGAGCGAGUGCGGUAAGUUCGAAAUCAAGAGUUCGCAAAAUAAAUCCGACGUUGUGUUUCUGUUGGAUUUUCCCAAGGACUGCCCGGCUACCUCGGCAAAAAUUGUGGUUAGCACGAUGAGCAACAACGUCACAAAGAAGUUGUGGAACUAUGCUUUGAACAAGCCCUGCGAACAUUUUGUUAUGGGGCCCGUCCUCGUAGAUUCGUUCAAUUUGACUAAGAAUUGCAAAGUUAACAAGCAGAGCGAGAUCUGCGGAGUAAAUCUGGUCGGUAAUGGCGCGCGGUGCCACCUGAGCCGGUGGCGGCCGCCUCGCUAA
Molecule: messenger RNA, 837 nt
Organism: Spodoptera exigua (beet armyworm)
Lineage: Eukaryota; Metazoa; Arthropoda; Insecta; Lepidoptera; Noctuidae
Source: the annotation of a GenBank genome assembly